UAGGUGAACUUCACCUGGCGAAAUCCAGUAUGACGUCACCCCGACACAGAAGCCACCGCUCCUUCUCAUUGGUCUACAGCUCUGUGACUCACCUGCACGUCGUGAGACGCUGAUGUCUCUUUCUUCAACGCGUGACACAGACCCCCCCGCACCCCCACCACAGCUGGCAGCGCAGACGGACCCGGUCUGGAUCAGACGGAGGACACGGACCGACAGACACUCACCGUCACAGACAGCGGACCACAGCCGAGCCGAGAGAGCCGCGUCCCGGUGACCAUGUCGGUGCUAGGCCAGCACCCCAGCAGCAGCACUGACGCCUGCCUCAGCAUCGUCCACAGCCUGAUGUGCCACCGGCAGGGCGCAGAGAACGAGGGCUUCGCCAAACGUGCCAUCGAGAGUCUGGUGAAGAAGCUGAAGGAGAAGAAGGACGAGUUGGACUCACUCAUCACGGCCGUCACCACCAACGGCGUCCAUCCCAGCAAGUGUGUCACCAUCCAGAGGACGCUGGACGGACGGCUGCAGGUGGCAGGUAGGAAAGGUUUCCCUCAUGUGAUCUACGCCCGUCUGUGGCGUUGGCCGGACCUCCAUAAGAACGAGCUGAAACAUGUGAAGUUCUGUCAGUUUGCCUUCGACCUGAAGUAUGACAGCGUGUGUGUCAACCCCUACCACUACGAGAGGGUGGCGUCCCCCGCCACCACAGGUCCUCAGUCUCUGAUAAAGGAAGAGUUCAAGCAGGACUGUCUCCAGAUUGACCUACCCCCUCGCACUGACCCCUACAACCAGCCCCACCCCGUCAGCAUGUAUCCCAGCAUGCCCCUCUCUCCUCCAGGCAGCAGCUCCAUGUCAGCUGCAGCUCUGUCAGCUGGUGGCGCCGUUGGUUGCAGCAGGAGCGGUGGAGGUGUCGGUGGAGGUGUCGGGGAUGUCGGUGGAGACAGCGAGGGCCAUGGCCUCCUUCGGAUUGCACCACCUCAAAGCCAUGGGGGCCACGUCUCCCCACCUCACCCGAACCCCCCUCACACCCCCCAACCUCCUCACCCUCCCACCCCCACCUCCCCACACCAGCAGAGCCCCGAGUACAGCUGCCCCCCCAACACUGCAAACUGGCCAGGUAAUAGCUCCACCCCCUACAGCCCAGCAGGACCUCAUCAGAGUGGGCGGAGCCACCAGCAGCCUCAAUUGCAUCAUCAUCACCACGCCCCCAACACUCACUUCUGGUCACAGCAUCACAGUACUGCUCCAUAUCCACAACCAGUUUCCAACCACCCUGGUCCAGAGUUUUGGUGUUCCAUCUCAUACUUUGAGUUGGACAUUCAGGUUGGGGAGAUGUUUAAGGUCCAGUCCAGCUGUCCUCUGGUGACAGUGGAUGGUUACGUGGAUCCUUCGGGAGGAGACCGUUUCUGUUUGGGACAGCUGAGUAACGUCCACCGCACUGCUGCCAGCCACCGUGCCAGGCUCCACAUUGGUCGGGGGGUUCAGCUGGAGUGUCGGGGGGAGGGAGACGUUUGGAUGCGUUGCCUUAGUGACCACUCAGUGUUUGUCCAGAGUUUCUACCUGGACCGUGAGGCGGGUCGAGCACCAGGAGACGGAGUUCAUAAGAUCUACCCCGGAGCUUAUAUCAAGGUGUUUGACCUGAGGCAGUGUCACAGACAGAUGCAGCAGCAGGCGGCGGCAGCUCAGGCGGCAGCGGUGACUCAGGCGGCGGCGGUCGUCGGUGCGAUUCCGGGGCCGAACAGCGUUGGGGGGAUCGCCCCAGCUGUCAGUGUGUGUUCAGCAGCAGGUCUGGGUGUGGACGACCUGCGCCGGCUGUGUAUCGUGCGUCUGAGCUUCGUGAAAGGUUGGGGGUGUGAUUAUCCACGUCAGAGCAUCAAGGACACCCCCUGCUGGCUGGAGGUUCAUCUGCACCGAGCGCUGCAGCUGCUCGACCAGGUGCUGCACACGCUGCCGCUGCGAGAACACGCGCUCUGACACGCUGCAACAGACUGUGGUGGCUGCUUCCCUCACCUGUAGCUCCACAGUCAGAGCCCGACAGCAGCCUGACAGGUGAAACCCAGGGCAAAAGAAAUGCUGGAGGAUAAUAACUGGAGGCGCAUCCACGUGUUGAUGAGCUGCUGUCUUCUCUGCAGAUGACUCGGAGGAUAAAGUGACAUCAAACUGACCCUGGAACAGUGGGGGAUGCGUCCUCACGUCCUCAUUAUCAGAGUCUUCAGCUGGUAUUUAAAAAGUCACUACGGGUUGUUAUUUCCUGUCUACAAAAGAAGAGAAGAAGAAAGGAAACAAAGACUGAUGAUGUUUCUCUGACACAGAUGCCUCUUUACACUGUGUGAAGUCCUGUUGUCAGUCCAUGGGACCAGGUCAGUAUCUGUACUGGUUCCUCAGGGGUCAGUGCCGUCUGAUUCCCUCCUUCAGGACACAUCGUCCAUCAGUCUGUCUGUUUCUAUGUCAGUGCCUAGAUGUCUGCGUUUUUCUCUCUUUUUGUCUCUGUCUCAAGAGUCAUAUUAUAAAAAGAUAGAAAAUAUGUUUUUGUAGUUUUGGUGAACUGACCCUUUAACAACAGGAAAACUUACCUGCCAUAAAUCAGGUGUUUCCACAGUGAUGUCAUCUUUCUGUUUCACUCACAGUUCCUUCAACGUGACACUGAAAGAUUUACUUUUAAUGAUUAUCUGCCAAAGAUUCACUUCCUGUUCUCGAGGACAUCACAUCCUGUUUACUCUGCAUUCACAUUAUUUAUUCUGUCAUCAGGUUUUUUUCUCUCAUCUUUUUAUUAUUUUAAUGCAUUUUAUAUUUUAAAGACUUUUAUACUGAAAGAGUCUAAGUGCAAAAUAUGCUGUUUAUUCAAAAUAAAACUUUUCAGAUAAAAAAAUCACCCCCCCCCGUCUUUAUUUCCUCCAUCAGCAGCUCAGUCAGCUUUGCAGUUCAACACAUUGAACAAAAAUAAUGUGAAAUUCAUGAACUUUAUUUAUUCUGACUUUUAUCUUUUGUUGUUUAUUGACUUCUUUUUG
This is a messenger RNA of Chelmon rostratus (copperband butterflyfish), 2999 nucleotides long. Its product is annotated as mothers against decapentaplegic homolog 4-like. The record is from RefSeq and is a predicted model, not a curated record. Gene Ontology annotation, cellular component: heteromeric SMAD protein complex. The transcript has 13 exons. Lineage: Eukaryota; Metazoa; Chordata; Actinopteri; Chaetodontiformes; Chaetodontidae. The coding region runs from base 277 to 1965 and encodes 562 amino acids. Gene Ontology annotation, biological process: regulation of transcription by RNA polymerase II; anatomical structure morphogenesis; SMAD protein signal transduction. Gene Ontology annotation, molecular function: DNA-binding transcription factor activity, RNA polymerase II-specific; RNA polymerase II cis-regulatory region sequence-specific DNA binding; I-SMAD binding.